CUCCCUCUAUAUAUUUCAUGCUUGCGCACUAGCGCGCCACAGACAGUCCUGCAGUGUAAUUCAGCGGAAGACUUCAAACUCUAAUCCGUAUAACAAAGACAACCAAUCAUGUCUGACAAACCAAACCUUGAGGAGGUCACCAGCUUUGACAAAAGCAAGCUGAAGAAGACUGAGACUCAGGAGAAAAACCCACUGCCAUCUAAAGAAACCAUUGACCAGGAGAAGCAGGCGGCCUCGUGAAGACACAAGCUGCCAUCAUGCACUGUGCACACUCCCUUCCCUGCAUUGCCUUUUCAUUCACUUUUAGCAGUAUAACUUUGUAACCAAAAUGUCAAAAAAGAAAAUAUGAAACAGAAAAAAAAAAAGAAUCUAAAGCUGCAUCACUGUCAGAUGGGAUGAGCCGACCCCUCUAGCAACACCUAGAUGCAUCCGGACUGCCUCCCUUGUCCAGUCCAGUGAUGAGAAGAACAGAACGCUUCUGUUUCGAGGAGCAUUAGGCAUGGAUUCAUCUGGUGGCCACGGUGGGCUGUUUUGCAUUGGUUUCGACUGUUGCCAUAGGACAAGGGGGUGUGGCCUAGUGGAUAUCCCCAAAUUUGUAUCAUCUGGUUGAGGCGUGGCUUUUUGUUGACAAGUGACACAAAGUUAUGGCAUCAUAUUUUUUUAUUUCAAAUUUUAGAAUAAACUGCACAAUCUUUGGUUUUUAUGUUGGUAAUGAUUAACAACUUCUUGUUAGUGCUGCUUCAGUGAAAUGCAUUUUUUUUUUUUUUUUUUUUUUUCUGUGUAAGAAAGGGG
Sinocyclocheilus anshuiensis is the source of this 792-nucleotide messenger RNA. It is a transcript of the gene tmsb4x, whose product is annotated as thymosin beta 4 X-linked. The record is from RefSeq and is a predicted model, not a curated record. Gene Ontology annotation, cellular component: cytoplasm. Gene Ontology annotation, molecular function: actin monomer binding. Bases 109 to 240 code for a protein of 43 amino acids. The transcript has 3 exons. NCBI's taxonomy places the organism in Eukaryota, Metazoa, Chordata, Actinopteri, Cypriniformes, Cyprinidae. Gene Ontology annotation, biological process: regulation of cell migration; actin filament organization.